AUAAGGUCUGAGUUCUACAAGCACAUCGUCCUGUCCGGAGGCUCCACCAUGUACCCCGGCCUGCCGUCCCGCCUGGAGCGCGAGAUGAAGCAGCUGUACCUGGAGAGAGUGCUGAAGGGAGACGUGGACAAGCUAUCUAAAUUCAAGAUCCGGAUAGAGGACCCCCCCCGGCGUAAACACAUGGUGUUCCUGGGCGGCGCCGUGCUGGCCGACAUCAUGAAGGACAAGGACAACUUCUGGAUGACCAGGGAGGAGUAUCAGGAGAAAGGGACGCGCGUGCUGGAGAAGCUCGGAGUCACCGUCAGAUAAAACA
Notothenia coriiceps (black rockcod) is the source of this 313-nucleotide messenger RNA. RefSeq names its product actin-related protein 2-A-like. The record is from RefSeq and is a predicted model, not a curated record. NCBI's taxonomy places the organism in Eukaryota, Metazoa, Chordata, Actinopteri, Perciformes, Nototheniidae. The transcript is spliced from 2 exons. The annotation marks the transcript as partial.